AUGGCCGACCUCAACCGGGCAUUGUCUGACCUCGCCGAACAGCUAGCCGCCUCGGGCUGUCUCGCUUCCGCGUGCUUCGUGCUCAACAUCGUCAACAUCCGGGAACUCAGCUCGAUCGGCAAGAAGUUGACGACGCUGGCAAAAGAGGGCGAGAAGGAGGAGAAGGACACCAAGAGCAGUGAAGGAAAGGAGGGCGAGGACGGAAAGAAGGACGAGAGCAGUGGAGGAAAGGAGAGCAAGAACAAGAAGGAGAUCGAGACCGCCGAAGAAGAGAACAGCAAGGACAAGAAAGAGGUCGACACCACCGACACCAUUGGCAACGGUCCAACCCAGGCCUCAUCUCCGAAGGCUCACGGACCCUGCUGUAGCCAGUUCUGCGAUUGCAUUGACUUCGCGCUCGGAGAGCUCAAGUCCCAAGUCGUCCAGAAGUUGAGCAACAAGAGCUGGGAGGAUUCCGAGCGCGGGACGUCUGUGGUUGAGAUGGAACUCGUCGAGAAGAUUGUGACGACUGCGGUCAAGUGGGCGGCCAAGGAGUUGGGGCCUGGUGGUGAGGCUUGA
Molecule: messenger RNA, 558 nt
Organism: Saxophila tyrrhenica
Lineage: Eukaryota; Fungi; Ascomycota; Dothideomycetes; Mycosphaerellales; Extremaceae
Exons: 3
Coding region: 1-558 (185 amino acids)
Source: RefSeq, a predicted model, not a curated record